AUGGAUCAGACUCCGAACUCAGCCUCCGUGCCAUCAGAGAGAGACAGAAUUCGACUCCACAUCCUGUCCCCGAACUCUCCUUCUGUAACCUUCAAUGACUUCCCUACCUCUACUACUUUGGCAGCUUUGAAAAGGAUUAUACACGAGGCAUCGCCAGCGCACCCACCGAUUGCUCUGCAGCGAAUAAUUUACCGGGGUCAUCCUAUUGUGCAAAUCGAGAGGACCUUAAAGGAAGUCUUCAGCCAGGCAGUGAUAAACGACAAUGAAGUUUUGACAUUACACCUGGUCAUAUCCGCACAGCAUCCUCAUCCUCGUACUGUUCCGAACCCCAUUCGUACACCGCCACCUCAGCCAAGCCAGUCACCACAGUCCGUUCCUCAGGUUCAACAUGGAGUCAAUGCGAGGCCUCAAUCAACGCCCUCUACCACCCCAUCAGAUAUUGGAGUUCAGCAACCGUCACCUCAGAUGCAACUAUCACCGCAAUUGCAGCAACAGUUCCAACAAUUUCAUGCCCUUCAAGCGCAGCUAGCAGCUCAAAUGGCGAAUCUCACUAAUCAUCCUAUCGUGCAAGCCCAGGCCCCACAGCCUAAUACUAAUCCCUCCUCAUUACAGCCUCAGCAGUCCGGCCAACAGAGUGGAUUAUUGGCGCAGAAUCUGAUACCACAGCACCAUGUCAACCCGGCACUAAGCGGCCAACAAAUUCCAUCUGGUCCUUACCUCCCAUCUCACCAGAAUGUCAAUACAACAUAUCGAGAGCAUAUUGGUCCAAAUGGACAGCGGUGGUUCACGAGGACUGAAACGGCAAAUGUCACCACGCAAUUUCACAUUCAUCAGAAUGCUCACCCUCACGCGCAAACCCCAGCUGGGGGGACACCGAGCAUCGGAAAUGGUCACACGACAGAGACUGCGUCGAACAACCCUGCCACAGUACCGUCCAUGAAUUCCGUGCAAACUCCAUCCAGAAUCCAAGGAGCACCCAUCCCUCUUCGACCGCCAGAAAACCCGGGUUCUUCUUCAGUUUAUUUGCUUUCAGCACCCAAUGGGAGGCCCCACGCGCUCCUUGUCUCGCCGAAUGGCACCUUCUCCGCCCCUUGGCCAAGUCCAAUCUUUCCAGGCUUUGCCAGCCAUCCCACAGUCACAAGCGCCGUACCCAAUAUGUCGGGCGUCAUAGGUGCUUCAAUCAUGGCGAACCCAAUUGGCCAUCAAUCAAAUCAAGUAAACUCCGUCCCAGCGCCUUUGCCAAAUGCCAACGUGCAGCAAGGACAAAACAAUGCUGUGCAGAUAGUACCAUUGCCAGCUCAAGCCGACAAUGGCAACGCACCCUUCAUAAACCAACAGCAACGUAGAGAAUUUGCUCGUAUUGUGUUGCCAAUGGCAGGACAUCUGUGGCUUCUUAUCCGACUUUUCGGUUUUGUGUACUUUUUCACACACGGGGCAAGUCUAACGCGAACUAUGAUUCUCUGCUCUUUAGCUACACUUGUCUUUCUGGCUCAACUGGGGACCUUUCGUGGCUUGUGGGAACCUAUAAGGCGACAUGCGGAUAAUUUAUUUGCUUUGGGAGGAAAUGAGCAGCCAACCCGUCAGCCUAGGAGAGUUGAGCCCAUCCCUGAAGCUGCGCAGGGGCGGCAGGGAGAGCCAGCGCCACAAGAAGCUGCACAAAGAAUGUUUGAUGAGAGAGCGCAGCAAAACGGCAAUGUGUUUCAGCAGACAUUACGUCGAGCCGAGAGGGCGACGGCACUUUUUCUGGCCAGUCUGGCUCCAGGAGUGGCGGAACGACACAUCAGAGCCCGGGAAGCAGCUGAAGCGGCAAGACAGCAAGAUAUUAGAGAACGCGAAGAAAGAGAGAAACGGGCAGCAGAGGAGGCUCGAGAAGCAGCUCAAUCAAGCACAGGAGAAGGAGCUUCAUCUGUUUCAGAUCCGACUCCAAGCGUGCCACAAGGUCUAUCCGAUGGCCGUGGUCGUGGGACCGUUGACCUGCAAGUGAUCUUCAACAUUGAUAGGGAUGAUCCACACAAAUGUCGAGCACUGCUCAACGAUGGCGAAUGGCUCGACUACCCAGACUCAUCUUCAGACUUCCCGUCGUUCCUGAACUGGCAGCCGGCAGGUUGCAUGCUGCAUCGUUAUCAAGCGAAAGACAUGGAACAGUGCCUUCAAGGUCGUCAAAUCUCCUUCAUUGGCGAUUCUUCGGUCAGGCAGCUCUUUUGGGCUACUUCUCGAAAGCUCGACGCCGCAAAAACCUAUGAAGACCAACAUAGGGCUCAAAAGCAUGGCGACAUAUUCAUAAAGCGGAAGGAGAUAGGCCUAAAUUUUAUCUGGGACCCAUAUCUCAAUUCAACCACACUGAGGCAACAGCUGCAGCUCGAAGCGGAUGCGAGUCAAGCCAAUUCAACGGAUCAGUCGACAGUAGUCAUCGUGGUGGGGGGUGGAAUGUGGCAUGCUCGAUACUUGGGAGCUGCCUUUUUAGAGCACUAUAGCGAAAGCGUUGGUGCUCUGCUUCCCUUCAUGCAUCAAACAACCCAAAUAGGUUUUCCAGUCGACUCAUAUUCUCUCAAAUUGCUGGUACCCUUGCAAAUACCAUGGUACGAAUCGCUCUCCGAAGAUCGGUACCAAACGAUCACCCCAUCAAGAGUGGAAGCCUUGAGCCAGCGCCUGGAUCAGCUGUCAUUUCAGCACGCUAUAUCGGUUCCAAGAGCCUUCUCCGCCAUGUAUCACAAAUUUCCCACGGCUUAUGAUGUCUCCGGACUCCACCUUGUCGACAAGAUUGGGGACAAAAUGGUUGACGUAAUCCUGAACCUGAAAUGUAACGCAAUUUUACCACAAAGAUAUCCCUUCAGCAAGACUUGCUGCAACAGAUAUCCCCCUCCUAAUUGGAUACAGGUCAUGAGUGUGGGCUUGUGUGCGAGCUUUACGAUCGUAGUGAGCGGUAGAAUUGUGAGAUCAAGAAGAACUCUUGCGAUGACACGUUUUCUUCCACCACAUACUGCUUCUAAAUCAUUUGUCGUCCUGGCAAUGGCUUUAUGCUUGUGCUACUUCUCGGAUCGAUCAUAUUUGUGGGACAAAGCGCAAAAGCAGUUUUCCAUUCGGGAAUUUUUGGCUCUGAUUUUCGCUACCACCUUAUUCGGAGCCUUUACGAUUCGCCAAUCGAAGCCACUGAGUGAUCUUCAAGACGUAGGUAUUCUAUUCCGAGACCAGACAGAUGAAUGGAAAGGUUGGAUGCAGAUCCUUAUACUUAUUUAUCAUUACACGGGAGCAAGUAGCCUACUCCCGAUAUACCAAAUGGUCCGGAUUUUGGUUGCCUCCUACCUCUUCAUGACAGGCUAUGGCCACACCAUAUUUUUCCUGAAAAGGAGUGAUUUCUCUCUCAAAAGGCUGCUAUCAGUCAUAAUACGACUCAAUAGCAUCAGUAUAACACUCCCCUACGUCAUGGACACGGACUACGUGUUUUACUACUUUGCACCUCUGACUAGUUUCUGGUACCUCGUGCUGUACAUGACCAUGUAUGUUCAAAAGGAUCGGAAUGCCUCUGCCACCUUCGUCGCAUCAAAGAUCGUGGUUUCGACGUUGAUUGUGAACUUCAUAAUCCAAAAAUCGGGAUUCUUUGAGGAAGUAUUCAGGCUUUUGCACAGCUGCUGUGCGGUUAACUGGGAUCUCAAGGAAUCACGUUUCAGACUUUUGCUUGAUAGCUAUAUUGUUCCUUUUGGGAUGCUGAGCGGCUUAUUCUAUAUCAAGGCUACGGAUAGCCUCGAGAAGGUCACUUACACAUGGAAUCUAAGGUUCCACAUAUGGCUCGCAGCAGACACGAGAGGAUUGCUUCGAACAGGCCUGUUUGGAAAGUACGGAGACUUCGUUCUCCAUAGCAUUAUAUUUGUGUGGCUGUCCAAAAAGGUGAAUGAAGCAACAAGUACUAUCACAGAUUGGAUUAUCGACCCUUCGAAAGUACGAGACAUGGAGGUCAUAGAGGGAGAUGAAAGUCAUGAUGCAGUAACUCCGGGAAAGAAGAGCGAGGAUCUACCCUUCACUAUGAAGCUAGCAAAGACUGUAGGCAAUGGAGCUGUGAGUUCAGUAGCGGCCGCAAAGAGCAAUGUCGGGCAGAGUUUGAAAUUGCGAGUAGCGAUGAUUAUUUUGCUGCUCUGGGCUCUCAAUCAGGCAAGCACAUAG
Messenger RNA from Bacidia gigantensis, 4158 nucleotides. RefSeq lists its product as uncharacterized. The record is from RefSeq and is a predicted model, not a curated record. NCBI's taxonomy places the organism in Eukaryota, Fungi, Ascomycota, Lecanoromycetes, Lecanorales, Ramalinaceae. The transcript is spliced from 5 exons. Bases 1 to 4158 code for a protein of 1385 amino acids.